This is a messenger RNA of Lasiosphaeria miniovina, 648 nucleotides long. Its product is annotated as pectin lyase fold/virulence factor. The transcript is spliced from 3 exons. Lineage: Eukaryota; Fungi; Ascomycota; Sordariomycetes; Sordariales; Lasiosphaeriaceae. Bases 1 to 648 code for a protein of 215 amino acids. The record is from RefSeq and is a predicted model, not a curated record.
AUGGACGUCAACUCGUUUAUCAACGUCAAAGACUACGGUGUCAAGGGUGAUGACGUGACGGACGACACGCAGGGGUUCAAGACCGUGUUCGACUUUGUAUUUCGCAGGGGCGGCGUCAUCUUCAUCCCGCACGGCGUGUACCCGAUCUCGGAGACGCUCGAGGUCGCGGUCGGCGUGCGGGUCGUGGGCGAGUGCUGGAGCCAGCUCAUGGCCAAAGGGUCGACCUUUUCGAACCAGAAGCAGGGCAAGCCGCUGCUGAGCGUGGGCGUGCCGGGCACGGGGCCCAAGGGCAAGUCGACGCACUUUGUCGGCGUCGAAUGGAACAUGCGCGGCGUCGCCGAGACGCAGCCCGGCAUGUACGACGUGCACUUCCGCGUCGGCGGCGCCGUCGGCACGGACCUCCAGCUCGCCGACUGUCCCCAGGGGGUGGGGACCGAGUGCCAGGCGGGCUUGCUCUUGAUGCACAUCACGCCCAGGGGGUCCGGGUUCUUUGUCAACGUCUGGGUCUGGGUGGCCGACCACGACAUUGACGACCAGGACUUCACCGAGCGCAUCAACAUCCACUUUUCGCGCGGCUGGCUGAUCGAGUCGACCGAGCCCCCCCUAGCCCUUACCGGGGUGCCCUCGGCUAGUAUCCGGGCGAUCUAA